AUGAACGUUCUCGUGUAUUCCGGUCCAGGAGUGUCCGAAACGUCACUUUACUGCACAAUAUCGACGCUAAAGGACAUCCUUGGAACAAGUUUUGCAAUCCAAACCGUCUCCCCAAAGGUUUUAGAGACUGAGCCUUGGGCACCGACGUGUGCCUUGCUUGUCAUUCCAGGAGGACGCGAUCUUCCCUAUCUGUCCGCCCUAGGACCCGCGAUGAAGACCAUCGCCACCUAUGUGCGCAAAGGAGGUUCAUAUCUCGGCAUCUGCGCGGGGGCGUACUUCGCAUCGGGACGCAUAGAAUGGGAGAUGGGGACACCACUUGAAGUACAGGGAGAACGUCCGCUCAAAUUCUUUCCUGGUCUCUCGCGAGGAUGCAUGUAUCCUGGCUUUCAAUACGAAAGCGAAAACGGCGCACGAACGGUGUCUGUGAGGAUGUCCGAUGGAAGAAUACGAAAUGGACUGUACUACAACGGUGGUGGAGAGUUCAUCCUUUCGAAUGAUACUCCCAACGUGACGCCCCUGGCCUUUUACGACGAUUCGGAAAAGCCCAAUACUGUUGCUGCAGUCUCGUGUCGUGUUGAAGAGGGGAACGCGGUCCUGUGGCAUGUCCAUCUCGAGUAUCCUACGACCAGCGAACUGGUCAAGUCAGCCGCUGCUCGCGUAUUUCAAACACUAUCGGAGAGCGAUGUGACCAAAGUAGAAUCCGAGCGAAAGGAAAUCAUGUUGGAGAGCUUAAGAAUACUCCGCUUGAAGACCUCCAACCCGCCAGAGAUACCAACGAAUCCGCUCCCUCAAAAUAUCAAGACUCUGGAGGUACUCCCAGCUCCGAUAUUAUCGCUGGCAACAUACCAACUUAACGGGAGAGGAAGAGGCGGUAAUGUCUGGGUCUCGCCGCUAGGGUGUCUUCAGUGGUCACUCUUACUACGCCCACCGCCACAAUUUCCAAACAGCAAACUCGUCUUUAUACAAUAUCUUGUUGGUCUCGCUGUUGUCGAGGCUUGUCGCGAAGUUCUCGGUUCAAUAGGGGAACGAGUCGUCCUCAAGUGGCCAAAUGACAUUUAUGCAAAAGCAAGAGGUGAAAAGGGCGAAGAACUUCGGAAAAUAGGUGGCAUCCUCGUCAAUACCGUCUUCAUGGCCGGUGGUGUACGCAUCAUUGUUGGGUGUGGACUCAAUGUCCUCAACGAGCCGCCUAUCUUCUCGAUAUCUCAGCUUGAUCCUAGCCUUCGAGCCUCCAAUCAGCGACUGACGAUGGAAAACAUGCUGGCGGCUAUCAUGGUCAAAUUUGGACGGAUGUGGGAUGAAUUUGUCUCGGAAGGAUCAUUCGAACCGUUUAUAGAUCUCUACUUGGAUCGGUGGAUACAUUCAGACCAAUUGGUCACGCUCGACACCGUCAAACCUCCAUUACGCGUGAGGAUAGCAGGCAUCACUCCAGAACACGGCUUGCUAAGGACAGUGCCGGAGAAGUAUCAACCCGGAGGACCUCAGUUCAUCGACUUACAACCGGAUGGAAAUAGCUUUGACAUGAUGGCAGGGCUGAUAAAAACGAAGCAAUAA
Molecule: messenger RNA, 1551 nt
Organism: Serendipita indica DSM 11827
Lineage: Eukaryota; Fungi; Basidiomycota; Agaricomycetes; Sebacinales; Serendipitaceae
Source: the annotation of a GenBank genome assembly